Messenger RNA from Striga asiatica, 489 nucleotides. The record is from the annotation of a GenBank genome assembly. Lineage: Eukaryota; Viridiplantae; Streptophyta; Magnoliopsida; Lamiales; Orobanchaceae.
AUGCCGGCUUCAGGAAACACAAAAACCAAGAAAAUGCCUGAAGGGCAGUUUGAACUUAGCGAUGGUGAUGAAUUACUAGCUGCUUGGAGGGAUUGCAAAAUGGGAUUUCCAUGGAUCGAUGCUAUAAUGAUGCAGGGGGACAAUAACUCCAAAGUUUUUCGAGAACUCAGCUUGCAAACUUCAUCCAUGUUUAGAUUUCUCAUACCAUUAAAUGUCAAAACCAAGGUGGACGGUAAAAAGUUAACUGCUGUUGCUGAAGCAAUCGAGAAGAUUAACCCUCCUUUGGAAAAGGGCAAGAAGAGAUUAAAGAACGAUACAGAUGUCGAUGGAAAUCUUCAAAAACAGUCGCACCAAAAGAAAAAUAAACACCGAAUCACCCACACCUCAACUAACGUAGAAAUUUCAAGCGAUGAAGAAACUCUACAAACAAUGAAGAAGAAGUACGUCAAGAAAAUGUCGGCUCCAAGAAACACAAAAACCAAGAAAUUG